GUGUAUUGUGUACAGUACCAAACUCUCUCCAGCUUUUCAGAAACAUCUACUAACUACCUUUACACCGAGUCUACAUUCUCACAGAAAGGACAGAGAUAUUAUCCACAAACACACGCAAAUAUGGCGUCCUCCAGCAGUGUCCUUUCUGAUGAGUGGUUCCUGUGCUCUAUCUGUAUGGAUGUGUUCACUGAGCCAGUCUCUAUUCAAUGUGGACACAACUUCUGCAUGACCUGUAUCAGGAAGUACUGGGAUAGCAAUGACCUGUGCCAGUGCCCCAUGUGUAAAAAUACAUUUGAUAAGAGACCAGAUCUCCUUGUUAAUGCUUUCAUUUCUGAGAUGGCUGCUCAGUUCAGGAAGUCAGUUAAAAGGAAAGCUCCCAGCAGCCCAGACCAAUGCCCUGCCAAACCUGGAGAAGUGUCCUGUGAAAUCUGCACUGAGAUGAAGCUCAAGGCCCUGAAGUCCUGCCUGGUGUGUCUGACCUCUUACUGUGAGACUCACCUGGAGCCUCAUCAGAGAGUCGCAGCCUUAAGGAGACACAAGCUGAUCGACCCUGUUCAGAACCUGGAAGACAGGAUAUGCAAGACACACGAGAGACUCCUGGAGUUGUUCUGUAGGACUGACCAGAUGUGUGUUUGUGUCUUGUGCAUAAAAACAGACCACAAGACUCAUAAUAUGGUGCCUCUAGAGGAAGAGUUUGGAGAGAGGAAGGGUAAAUUAGAAAAAACAGAGGCAAAAGUGCAGCAGAAGAUCCAGGAGCGACUGGACAAGGUUCAGGAGAUAAAACACUCAGUAGAGGUCAGCAAGAGAGAUGCAGAGCGAGAGAUAGCAGACAGCGUUAAGGUAUUCACUGCUCUGGUGCGCUCCAUUGAAAAGAACCAGGCUGAUCUCAUUGAGGUGAUUGAGAAAAAGCAGAAAGCAGCAGAGAUGCAGGCUGAAGGACUCAUUAAAGAGCUGGAGCAGGAAAUAACUGAGUUAAAUAGGAGAAGCACUGAGCUGGAGCAGCUCUCACACACUGAGGACCACCUCCAUCUAGUCCAGAGCUUUCCUACUCUGUGCACACCUCCACCUACCAAGGACUGGUCUGAGAUCAUUGUUCACAGCGAUCUGUGUGUGAUGACUUUGAGGAGAGUGGUUUGUCAGCUGGAGGAGACACUGAAUAAAGAGAUUGAGAAGCUGCCUGAAAUCAAACUGAAGAGGAUGCAGCAGUAUGCAGUGGAUGUUACUCUGGACCCUAAUACAGCACAACGUGAACUCAUCCUGUCUGAGGAUGGGAAACAAGUAAGACAUGGAGACACACAACAGAAUCUCCCUGAUAACCCAAAGAGGUUUGAUCCUGUCCUUAUAGUCUUGGGAAAGGAGGGUUUCUCCUCAGGGAGAUUUUACUAUGAGGUGACUGUUACAGGGAAGACUGGAUGGAGUUUAGGAGUAGCCAGAGAGUCCAUAAACAGGAAGAGGAAUAUCACACUGUGCCCUGAUAGUGGAUGCUGGGCUGUGGUCCUGACGGAUAGGAGUAAGUACGCAGCUUGUGCCCCCAUCUUUACCCCCCUCUACCUGAGAGAGAAGCCCCAGAAGGUGGGGGUAUUUGUGGAUUAUGAGGAGGGGCAGGUCUCCUUUUAUGAUGUGGAGGCCAGGUCUCAUAUCUACUCUUUCACUGGCUGCACCUUCACUGAGAAACUCUAUCCAUGCUUCAACCCCGCCGUUAAUCAUGGUGGUAAAAACUCUGCCCCUCUGAUAAUCUAUUCUUUCAAUCACACAGACUGAGUUUGAACCUGAAAGUAACUGACCUGUAAAAUUAGUACCUAAACUAGAGUUCUCAUUUAUGAAAUAAUAUUACACUGUAGUGUAUUACUGAUAUGGUUGUUGUUUGUUAUAAUCAGAAGUCCAUCUGUCAGUCUGUUAGACAUGAUGAAUACAGAAUGCAUCAGCAAUGUAACACAGGAUCCCUGUAUUACCAAAUCUCUCAGGCUCAUAACAAGUUACCUCAAUCAUUCAAACUGGAACAACAAUCUCAGUAACAGGUGCAAUAAAUCCAAUUACAAAUAGAUUGGAUUAGUUUAGAUAUUAUCUUUGUAUAGCAUACAAUAAAUCAACCAAUCAAUGCACAUGCAAAAACACGGAUAUUACAGUAAAACAAACAAUUCUGAAAAUCUCCCUGCAAUAGAGCAUGCUGGGAAAUAUUAUAUACGGUUCUAUGUAGAACCCUUCUUGCCUUCCAAAUAAUCAUUUUCGCCUUCCAAAGAGUCAUCAAAGAACCCUUUCUUUCAAAAAGGAUUCUUCUGAUCAAAACGGAUCUUGGUAGAACCCUAUCCCUCCGCAAACAACACUUUUGGAAUCCUUUUUUCUAAGAGUGUAGAUAUUAUGCACACGUUAUAUCUCUGUUGAUCCUCAUUAGCUGUAAUGAACAUUGAGUAACAUUCCGUUUUUUUUAAACCAGUUGAAAAGUGAUCAAAUUGGUAUUCAGUCUAGUACAGUUCCAGAGCUUUAGAAUACUGAUGGAUAUUUAUAACAUCAGUUUGGAAUAUUAGACUUAUGCCACUGUGGUGUCUGGUUGAUAUAAUAUGGACAUGUAAAUUAUGUGGUGGUUGAUGUAGCCUUAUUCUAUGCAAUAUGAUUGAAUUGGAUGUCAUUUUGUUUGGGGGAGGGAGGGGGCGAAUCUAUGUGAUAUUGGGGUGUGUGUAAUGGUCUGUUUCUGACUCAUCAUAACUGUAUCUAA
This is a messenger RNA of Coregonus clupeaformis (lake whitefish), 2713 nucleotides long. Its product is annotated as E3 ubiquitin-protein ligase TRIM39-like. NCBI's taxonomy places the organism in Eukaryota, Metazoa, Chordata, Actinopteri, Salmoniformes, Salmonidae. The record is from RefSeq and is a predicted model, not a curated record. Gene Ontology annotation, molecular function: zinc ion binding; protein binding. The coding region runs from base 121 to 1761 and encodes 546 amino acids. The transcript has 2 exons.